Capsicum annuum is the source of this 1382-nucleotide messenger RNA. Its product is annotated as inositol-tetrakisphosphate 1-kinase 1-like. NCBI's taxonomy places the organism in Eukaryota, Viridiplantae, Streptophyta, Magnoliopsida, Solanales, Solanaceae. Bases 141 to 1217 code for a protein of 358 amino acids. Gene Ontology annotation, biological process: inositol trisphosphate metabolic process. The transcript has a single exon. Gene Ontology annotation, cellular component: cytoplasm. The record is from RefSeq and is a predicted model, not a curated record. Gene Ontology annotation, molecular function: ATP binding; inositol-1,3,4-trisphosphate 5-kinase activity; inositol-3,4,5,6-tetrakisphosphate 1-kinase activity.
AGUAUUAGUAUUUUUAUUACCAUUUUUUCCCUCCUUGCAUUUCCCUAUAUAGACUCCCAUUCCUAAUGUCAAUCAUACCUCCACACUCAUUCUAUCAACUAACUAAGCUUCAGUUCCUAAAAUCCUCUCCAUAACCAGCCAUGUCUGAAUCACCAUUAACUGGAGAUAGGUUCCGCAUUGGCUACGCACUCGCACCCAGAAGCGUAAGCAGCUUCAUCCAAGAUUCUCUCCUCCUUCAUGCCAAACAACGCGGCGUUGAUCUCAUCAAAAUCGAUCUAGAUAAGCCUUUAGUCCAACAGGGUCCUUUCGACUCUGUUUUCCACAAGCUCUACGACGAGGAAUGGAAGAAACAACUGGAGGAAUUCUCUAUCUUAAAUCCAACUACUAUCAUUGUCGAUCCGAUUGAAUCAAUCGAGAAGCUGCACAAUCGAGUCUCUAUGCUCGAUGCAGUCAGCCAGUUGAAAAUCGAGAACGUUAACAUUCCCCUGCAGGCUUUUGUUGAUUCCAACGAAAGCCUGCAGGAUGCUGUUGCUGCUAAUCAGGGGAUGAAAUUCCCCCUGAUUGCAAAGGCGUUGUUAGCCAACGCCACUGCAGACGCUCACCAGAUGUUUCUGGCGUUAAACAAAGAAGGAUUAAACGGAAUCAAACCUCCAAUCAUACUACAGGAAUUCGUAAACCACGGAGGAAUCAUUUUCAAGGUUUACGUAGCAGGUGAUCACGUAAAAUGCGUGAAAAGGAAGUCGUUACCUGAUAUAAACGAAGAGAAAUUGGGAAAUUCGGAGAAUUUGAUUCCGUUUUCUAUGAUUUCUUACUUUGCUGAUAAUGAACAGAGCGAUGAGAGCUUAGCCAAGCUGAUGGAGGCAGCAGAGAUGCCUCCAUCGAGCUUCGUUAACGAAGUUUCAAAGCAGCUAAGGCAUGCUUUGAAACUGCACCUUUUUAAUUAUGACAUGAUAAGGGAUAGUAGAGUCGAAAAUCGAUAUCUAAUUAUCGAUAUAAAUUAUUUCCCUGGCUAUGCUAAGGUGCCUGAAUAUGAAACUAUGUUGACGCCUUGUUUUCUUGAUAUUGCACAUCAGAAGCGUAGCAGGGAGAAUGGUAAUUUGGACCAGUCGGAGAACAAUAAGACUCACGAGGCAGAAUCUAAUGGUCAUAAGAUGGACCAGUUGGAGAAUAAUAAGCCUCAUGAGGGAGAAUCUAAUGGUCAUAAGAUGGAGAAGUAAUGAUUCACCCAUGUUGAUUAUGUUCAUUUGAUUUGUGUUGAUUAAGAUUACUCGUUCUCUUUCACUGUUUUAUGUUGUUGAUUUGCAUGUAAUGUAUGAGGUGUCGUUUGCACUUUUGCCACCAUCGAUGGUCUUUAACUCAAAUAAUUUUUAUGUGAGGCAUAA